GGUAACAUAAUGACGUUGUUACAUGUAGAUCUACCUCUUUGUUCAAUGGCAGUAACUCAGUCAGUAACUCAGUAACUCAGUAACUCAGUAUGUUUAUGCAAGGCGGUCGAGAUCAUGAGUAGACCUGAGCUGCAUUGUCUUUUUCUAUUCUGGCAGAACACUGUAGAGCGGUGCUAGCUACAUUUCCAUUGACUUUGUAGUCGUAGUCCUGAUCCACCCCCACGAAGUGAGGUCUGUUUUGUCCGUAUAUCUACGCAUCGUUCUCUUUAUGAUGAUGAAUGGAGAUGUGCGCUCCGCCAAUCCCCCGCUGUCACUUGACGACGACCAGAGCGAGAGUUUUAGCGUGUAUCGGCGCAACGUCAGCACCCCAGCGUUGAUGCCCGGCGAGGGCUACGCGCUAACACGAGAUGCCGGCGUCGAAUGGGUGGGAGAGGACUGCGAAUUUUCGAGUUCGUCACACUGGAACCAGGAGCAACAAGCGGCGUCCAUCAGUGCUGAGCCAGUGGAGGGGCUUAUUAGCCGGCCUGAACGACCCAAUGAGGGACUUGUGCGCCAAAAUACACGAGAAGCACUUUUGCUUCUUGUCGCUACGUUGGAGAAAGAAACAAGCUUAUCAACAACCGGCAGCAGCAGCACAAACGUCGGCGAGAAAUCCAACGAGGAAUCGACGUGUUCAAAUUUCGACAAGCAAGAUGUUCUCAAUGAUGCUGUUCACCACCCCGCUGAACACACACAUCAUGAAGCGAACGGACAAAGUCCAGGGCCAGCACCCCUGUCUUAUAACUCCAGUACAUCAUCGAAGAAAGACGUUCACUUGCAGCACGAGCGGGAGAUCGAGGAGGUGGAUUCGGGGCUCAUUCGGAUUGCCGAUUCAGCGCACGGAGCAAGCGACACCGGUGAUUUGGCUCGUAUGGGAAGUGUCCUAAACAAGGCUACAAGUGUGCCGGAAGAUGUAGGACGAAAGCAACAGCAACGGCCACUGCUAGCGGUAUCGCUGACCAGUGGUGGCCGCAGCGUGUCUCAGUUUAGUGUGCGUGCCACGCUCGGUGGCAAUGUGGACUUGAGCUGGCACCACGUCACCAUCACUCUGCCGAAGAAUGAACGUGCGAAGACACGCACCGAUAAAGUCAUACUCCACGACGUGAAUGGACGCGUGGAGGCCGGCAAUUUGAUGGCUCUGAUGGGUGCAAGCGGCGCUGGAAAGACGACCUUUCUCAAUUUCUUGUCGGGACGAUCAGCUAGCAUCCUUGAAACUGAAGGGACAUUAGCUAUAAACGGCAAGGCGGUGUCUACCAGUAGCAUUCGCCGCACGGCCGCGUACGUUCAGCAAAAGGACGUCUUCUUGCCCAACCUGACCGUCAAGGAACAUCUCAUGAUUCAGGCCAUGCUGAGAAUGGAUAACCGGCUGAGUGAAAAGGAACGAGAGGAACAUGUGGAUUCGGUCAUGGAGGAGAUUGGCCUGCAGGGUAUUGCAACGACCAGAAUUGGCCACCCAACCACUGGCGCGCGAGGCAUAUCCGGCGGAGAGGCGAAGAGACUGGCAUUUGCCGCAGAGGUGCUGACAGAUCCGCCGUUGCUAUUCGCCGAUGAGCCGACCUCGGGCCUGGACAGUUUUGCCGCCAACACGGUGAUUGCCAGCCUGAAGACGCUGGCGGAGAACGGACGCACCAUCAUCUGCACUAUACAUCAACCGCCCUCGGAAGUCUUCCUAAGAUUUCACAAGUUGCUGUUGUUUGCCGAGGGUCGAACAGCGUACCUGGGAAGUGUUGCAGGAGCACCGGCAGAGUUUGCGAGACUGGGUUUCGUCUGCCCAGCGGAUUACAACUACGCCGACUUCUACAUCAACACACUGUCCAUAGCACCCGGCGAGGAGGAGGAAAGUCGGGCCAGAGUCAAGGUUGUUACUGAUGCAUACAAGACCAAGGAGGAAGCAGCGGGCAUAGCCCAGGCACCGGAACAGGAUACUCGAGCAAUUGACAAAGCUGUGCAGGAGCUAUGUUGUACGCGAGGAGAGCCGUGGUACACUCAACUCUACUAUAUCAUGUGGAGGAGCUGGAUCAGCACCACUCGUGAAUUUCAAGUUGUAGUCGUUCAGCUUUUCCAGACAUUGGUCGUGGCGUUGCUGUUUAGUGGAGUCUUCUGGCAAAUUGACACCGGCAAUGGGCAGCCACGCGUUCAGAACUUUGUCGGUGCUACGAUGAUGAUUCUAACGAACGUGACCUUCACCAACCUGUACCCAGUUGUUAACGUAGUACCCAGCGAGACGGCGAUUCUGGUUCGCGACCAUGACAACAGCAUGUAUCGCACGUGGGUGUUCUUCGUCUCCAAGUUUCUUGCUGAUUUGCCAAUACCAUUUCUGUAUCUACUGGUCUACUGCUCAAUCACAUACUUCAUGAUUGGAUACCAAACUGACGUCGUCAAGUUUUUCAUCUUCGUUGGCAUCCUGGCAAUGCUGCUCAUGUGUGUCAAAGCACUCGGUUUCUUACUGUCUGCGAUUGCGUUCAACCAUGCUGACAAAGCGCUAGCACUGGUGGUACCGGCUACCAUACCUCUCAUGCUGUUCAGCGGUGCUUUCGUCAACCCUGAUAAUACACCGGUAUAUUUCAUUUGGCUGGAAUACAUUAGCUUCUUCAAGUACAGCUUUGAAGGAUUGCUCAUCAACGAAUUUGACAAUUACACUCUACCAGGAAACUGCACAGAACAAGCACUGAUCUGCUAUGAUGAUGGGAGUCAAGUUCUUGCGAGGCUGUCUCUCGGAGAGGGCAUCGAUCGGAUCCAGUGGGACGUGAUUAUCAUGGCUUGUCUAUUCGUGGGCUUUUCUACCCUGGCCUUCAUCACACUCACUCUACGACUACACUUCCUGAAGAGAUAGAGGGAAACCCCCUACUCGGCUGGCUAGCUGGACUUGUCAGGGUCGCCACUUGCCGAUGAUUGACGAUGUGUAAGGGACUUCCCCAUCUGCAGUGCCACACUGGCUAUUUCUGAUGUUCAAAGUGUCGCAGUUUACAUGUACAUGCACAUGUAUGUAGGAGUAGAGUGGUGUUGACUUAUCGCAUCAUGAUCGCAUGAGUUUAUGGGCAUGCACAUUUGCUGAUGGCCAGGUACGGUGGUGGCCUGGCACGAGCGAAACUUCUCUACUGUAAGCUGGUCUGUGUUUCUCCGACAACACAUUUUUUCCCUCAGCACAAUUGUACGCCGCUGGUAACGCGGAUGUACGAACCGUUUGCUUUUUACUUACAUCGGCUGGUUGUCUGCCAGCUCACUGGCUGGUGGCGACCGUUCCGAAUUCAAACCAGUCUGCAGAUGAUUUC
Messenger RNA from Sycon ciliatum, 3311 nucleotides. RefSeq names its product protein white-like. The coding region runs from base 269 to 2872 and encodes 867 amino acids. Gene Ontology annotation, cellular component: plasma membrane. Gene Ontology annotation, biological process: transmembrane transport. The transcript has 21 exons. NCBI's taxonomy places the organism in Eukaryota, Metazoa, Porifera, Calcarea, Leucosolenida, Sycettidae. Gene Ontology annotation, molecular function: ATP binding; ABC-type transporter activity; ATP hydrolysis activity. The record is from RefSeq and is a predicted model, not a curated record.